Messenger RNA from Helicoverpa zea (corn earworm), 4451 nucleotides. It is a transcript of the gene 5-HT2A, whose product is annotated as 5-hydroxytryptamine receptor 2B. The transcript is spliced from 10 exons. Bases 287 to 2185 code for a protein of 632 amino acids. The record is from RefSeq and is a predicted model, not a curated record. Gene Ontology annotation, molecular function: serotonin binding; neurotransmitter receptor activity; G protein-coupled serotonin receptor activity. Gene Ontology annotation, biological process: G protein-coupled receptor signaling pathway, coupled to cyclic nucleotide second messenger; serotonin receptor signaling pathway; chemical synaptic transmission. NCBI's taxonomy places the organism in Eukaryota, Metazoa, Arthropoda, Insecta, Lepidoptera, Noctuidae. Gene Ontology annotation, cellular component: membrane; dendrite.
GCAUGAUCUGUGACGUCACCACGCGUUCCAAAUACGAAAUUCGCGCGCGAAUAUUUUCUUUUUCAUAAAAAGUAUUGUUCUAUCUGUGUGUGUGUCUGUGCUUGUUCUUAAUUUGAAUUUACUGCUUUUUUGGUGGAUUUUGAAUUUCGAAGUGACACAAUUGAAUUGGGUUAAAGUGCAAUUAAGAAGAAUUAAAAAUGGAUAACUUACUUAACUUCUGAAAAAGGUCUCAAAACGAUGACCAACAAAGCGGGAGUACAAAAUGUGACCUAACAUUAUCCUGGACAUGAAUAAUCUCACUUUCCUGGACCCAGCGUUUCAAGAAUUCCAAUGUCACCUGAGGCACGGGACGGGCUGCGGCGAAUCCUUCUCCGGCCUUGACUGCACUGCUGAUGAAAACAGUAUUAACUAUACCUGCGAGCUAAACAUAGACAUACAAAAUGAAACCUCAUAUACUUGCACUACGUGUAAUAUUACGAAUGCUGGUAGCAACAACACUUUAUGUACUCCUUACCUCAAGCUGAACAUGGUGACAAUAAUAUUCGAAAGUGCACUGAAGAAUCUGUGGCUCCGAUUACCCAAUUUCUUCUGCGAUUUGGACACCCUAUUCUGUUAUACAGAGGCUAACAAUCGGACGUUGUACAUUGACGUUUUAAAUGACACUCCAGUGUUAGGUGUAGUGGAAAGUUUUCAAUGUAGUUAUGGAUUUAGGAAUAGUACGGAAGAAGUGGUGGACAAAGUGGGAUACGAUUGGAGUUUCUUGUUUGUGAUAGUGUUUAUUAUAGCGGGUGGUGUGGGCAAUAUAUUAGUGUGUUUGGCCGUGUGUUUGGAUAAAAGGCUGCAAAAUGUGACGAAUUAUUUUCUUCUUUCGCUGGCCAUUGCAGAUCUGCUGGUCAGUUUGUUUGUGAUGCCGAUGGGGGCUAUUCCUGGAUUCCUAGGUUACUGGCCGCUGGGAGUGGUAUGGUGCAACGUGUACGUCACGUGCGACGUGCUCGCGUGCUCAGCCAGCAUCAUGCACAUGUGCUUCAUCAGUAUUGGCAGGUACCUAGGCAUACGCAACCCUCUGAAGAGUCGCCAUCACUCCACCAAGAGGGUAGUGGUCAUCAAGAUCGCUCUCGUCUGGCUACUAAGCAUGUUCGUCUCAAGUUCCAUUACUGUUUUAGGUCUCAUCAACCGCACAAAUAUAAUGCCGACGCCAGACUUGUGCGUGAUCAAUAACCGUCUAUUCUGGAUCUUUGGCUCGCUGGUAGCGUUCUACAUCCCCAUGCUGACCAUGGUGGUGUCUUUCGCUUUGACCGUGCAGCUGCUGAAGAGGCAAGCCAGGCUCGCUGCCACUCCUGUGCCUGGAGGGACGCAGAGGAGGCAAUGCGGCGGUUACGACAACGGUCCAACUCAAGGCAUGCGGCGGGUUGGAGUGAGGAGUUCUCCAGAUUUAUCACCUAAUAGAACUGUCUCGAGACAGCUCACUUGGAGAAUCACUAGCGCUACCAGAGCACAACGCAACAAAGUGGGGAUGAGCGUCUCCCACCCCCAGCUGUCGUACAUGAACGGCUGCGGAGGUACCGGGUCUUCAGGGUCCAGGCGUGGACGUGACGUGGCCACGCAGACUCCUCCCAGCAUAGCUGCUGAGACGAGGAGAGCGAGGCUGAGGCCGCUGAAGCUCACGCUGGCUGCUCCUAACGCUUUGACUCUUAGAUUCCUAGCCAACCGCAAAAAAGGCCGUUCACUCUCAGCAAACGCAGUAGCGAAUGAGCAGAAAGCAACCAAAGUCCUUGGUCUUGUCUUCUUCACGUUCGUACUCUGCUGGGCUCCGUUCUUCUUACUAAAUAUACUGUUUGCCGCCUGUCCGGCCUGCAUAGUCCCAGAGCACGUGGUGGAUAUCUGCCUCUGGUUGGGCUACGUGUCUUCCACCAUCAACCCUAUUAUCUACACCGUGUUCAACAGAACCUUCAGGGCGGCCUUCCUCAGGCUGCUGAGGUGUCAUUGUACCAGACGCGGCCGCUGCACCCGCUACCGUUCCACGGGGUCAACGCGAGGUGCAUCACAGCUCUGCGCCAGGUCAGCUUUACCCCUCGCCAUAUCAUUACGACCCUCAGGACUACAAGCCUCCUCACCAGCAGCCCCAGAUACCACCGAAACAGUAUUGAUAGAACAACCUUUAGGAGACUUUAAUCUUAGGUAUUAAGUGUUUGGGUGACAAGAAGCUUGUAUAGAAAUGGAGUCCAUACCAAUUGAACAAAAAUUGUAACACAAAGAAACAAGAAGCAGUAUUUUUUAUUUAGUAAAUGUGGUCCAUAAUUUGAUGAAACAUUGUUUAAAUGUAAACUGAUUAUUUGUACGUUGGCUGUCAUUUUAACGCCUUUGGUCGUUAUGUGUACUCAAUGCCAGUUAUUCGGACAACCAGUCUUAAAAAGGGGUAUUGGGUUAACCGUUUAACUGAGGACGUUGAGAAGGUCAAAUAGGUAGUCGCUCCUUGUAAACCAGUUAGACUGGAAGUCGACCCUAACAUAGUGAGAAAAGGCUAUGCAGAUGAUGGUCUCCAGUAAUACAUACAAGCCUCUUGUAUUCAAAAAAUAUUGAAGAUAUAAUUUGGUUUUUCUAAUUGGAACCUACUGCCAAAGUGAACUAUGUAAUUGAAAUGUAUUAGAUUUGAAGUCUGAUAUAAUUGUGUUUUAUAUCGAAAUCCUAAAGAACAGAUGUUUUUGUAAAUUUAAUAGUGCCAAAGUAGUAUUUCAGUACAAAUAAGUUAUUAAAUAAUAUUCUUCCAGUAUCGUUAGUACCUGUUUUAUUGUAAGGACAUUUCUAGAUUCUAAUUUAUUUCGAUGUAUUUAAUUUGUACGAGUAAUUUGAAGAGGAAUGCCCAUUUUAUUUUUAAUAGUAAUCAUUUUUUCUUUUAUACCAUUCCCUGCUGUUAUAUUUACCGUUAUUAUGAUACGAUGUAAUUUGUCUUCAGUAAUAUUUUUGCACAGACGUAGAUUAUAAAAUUCCUUCACUUGAACAUUUCUUUAACUUUUGUUGAAAGAAAUGAAAUAAUUAUUGUCUGCCAAAUAACAGAAACUUUUCAGUAUUAAAAUAUGUAUUAUUACUAUAUUUUGGAUACUUUACUCAUGGUAACGACCAGAAUUAUAGAGCCCUGCCAAAUAGCAUGCCAAUUUUAUCCCCGUAUUUUCGGUGCAAUUACCGAUUUAUCUUGUGCAGCCAGUUUAUUCACACGACCUUCGCGUAGCUGGUUAUAUAUGAUCCCCCAUCUAUGUUUCCCAAGAAGACCACUACUAAAGAAAGUUUAAGAAAGUAAAGCACGUUAAAAAUAAACAAAAACCAAUAAGUGUGUAUUCUUCCAAUGAGCUCAUAUCACAAGCCAGACAGAAGCUUCUCGUUUAAACCGUACUCUUUUUUCAUCAUCAUACUCUCAAUCAUAGAUCAAUAUUUUUAUUCGGAUUAUCAUAUCCUCCCCUUCCAAACAUUAACAGCCUUACUUAUAAAAAUCUCUAAUCACCUUCUAAGCAACGUUCAUAAGUAAGAAUUUUCUUAAACAGCCCUUAAGUAUUACUUAUUAUUUAAUUCACGUUCAUAAGUAAGGCUGUAAGUCCUCUCGCAAGUAACAUUGUUUAAAGCUAUUGCAUUAUAUUUUUGUAGUAUACUUUUUCCCACAAUUUUAUUCAUCCUUCAUCCCCUUUUUAUAACUAUAUUUUUAUUUAAUGUUUUACAAUCAGGCAACAAUGGCCCAUAGAUACAUACCUUAAAACGAACAUACAUACAUUAUAUACAAAACUACUACUAUAUACUUUAAUACUAUCAUCAGACAGGCGUUAAUGAGUUGACCAAUACCUCGUAAAGCCUGCGGUCUCGUGUAAUUCUGAAAUAUGUUUUAAAUUAAAUUGUGAUGAGGUGAGAUGAAAUGCUGAAAUUCACAUUUCGUCUGGCAGUGCCGUCGCGGGAAAUCAAUCCGUUUUCGCGGAAAUUGCUUAAUUUUGAGCACAUUUUUUUUUAUUUCUUAACAUUUUAUUUUGAAUAUGAAGACUUUGAGCUUAUGAAGGGGAAUAUUUAGAAGCAUAAGGCACAGUGAAGUAUGUAAUAUAUUAAGCUGCAGGUCAGACUAUAUGAAAGAGUUAUCGAAGGCCAAUUCCACGGAGGGCAUAAUAUUUGGACUUUAGCCAGUACCUAGUCUGACAUUAGAGGGGUCAUUUGUUAAUUUGCCACCUACCAUAACAAAAAUCCAUUUGUCAAACAGUAGCGAUAAUAUCGUAUUUAAAACUCCUAUAUGUAUAUUUGUUUUUGCAAUCAAAUCACAAACGCCAUAACCGAGAGAUAAACGAUAAUUAAAAACAAAAUUCUUAAUUAGUUCGGCACACCACACACUCUAAGUUAAUGAACACAUAAAUUACGAACAAGAAUUAACUAAUUAACUGUGCUAUAAUAAAUUCCAGUUAAAAUGUUGCGUUUUAUUUGAA